Molecule: messenger RNA, 570 nt
Organism: Lactuca sativa (garden lettuce)
Lineage: Eukaryota; Viridiplantae; Streptophyta; Magnoliopsida; Asterales; Asteraceae
Source: RefSeq, a predicted model, not a curated record
AAAAAGCGGAUCCGCCAUAUCUCUCCAACCCAAAAUAAUCGCUCGCCGGAAGUAUUUUCCGACGGUUGCCGGAAUCCGUGGAUCUAAAACUUGUAAUGGAUGCAAAAAGAGCUUACAACGAUCAUCGAUGGACGAACGAGAGGCACCUUCAUUUCCUGAAAUCUCUAGAGGCUUCGUUCGUUCGAACAAUGCUGGAGAACAGCGACGAUCGCGUUUUUCUUCCGAUGGAUCGGUACGUGCCGGAUAGUUGCGAAUCGACGUUAGACUCGAAGCGGAUGACGACGGCGACAACUGCUACGAAGAGAAGAAAAAGGAAUUUUCCGGCAGAUUAUUUGGACCCAAACAUAAGCAUUGAACCAAGAAUCACAAAAUUUCGCCUCCACCCAUCCACUUUGCCACAAGAAGAUCAGAUAGUUCCACAGAUCAAACGCAUAAAAACCGAAGACGAUGACAACAUAUGGACAAAUUUGCCAUGAACAUCUUCCAAGAAAAAAAAAACAUUUGUUGAAAAUAUGUUUUAGCUAACAAGUAGGAAGGUUUUGAUUGAUGUUAGGGAAAUGAUUAAUUCAU